AAGUAUGAGAGGGAAAUACUGAGGUCAAAUGAAUGUAAAACCAUCACCAUCUCCCUGUUGGUGAGAAAUGAAGAAGCUAGACAGACAUACCCUGGUUCCAUCUGAAAGACAAAAUCCAUUUUGUAUCACACAUGCUGACUGUAGACAAUGAGAUGACUUUAGACAGCGUGGUCACUGUAGACGCACCGUGUGUAAGCGUUUUUGACAAACCGAAAAGAAGAAUGUACUACAAUGACAAAGGAAAGCCGGGAUGGCGGAAAACAAAUGCUCCAAUUUAUGAAAACUAUGAUGUGAACCCCUUCUCCCAAGAAGUAUCUCCAGGCUGGUACAAGAUGGCUCUAGCCAUGUCAAGUAAUCACUGGUCACAACCAAGCAACCACGAAUAUCAUGAAGGUCAUCAUAGAUCCAUCUUCCGCCAAUCUCGGCCCAGCCUUGUGACCCGACCUCCAUCCAACAGGAAAGAAUGUAACAUGAACAUAAUUAUCUCGCUCCUGGCUAUACUCACCAUAGCGAUUGUUGUAGCUACCCCGCUGUGUUUCAUUUACAUCUUUACAGAAGGAGAUUCAACUACCACAGAGAUGAAGAUGGACGAUUCAAUCUCAACUCCAGGAGAGGUGAUCUACAUUAGCUGUAACGUCCGGUACGCUCCGUCUGGCUGGGACGAAUUCAGUAUUGUGUCAGAAGAUAAUACUGACAUACAUGGUAGAGCCUAUCCUAACGGAGCUAUUGUCCAGGGUAAAAGUUCAUAUAUAGUUGAAUUACAACGGAACAGCGAGAACAUGACGCUCAGAAUUAUGUUUCCUAACGCCACUACACACUGUGCCGCGAGAGGACGCUACGUGUGUAGAUUAAAAUCUAUGGGGAAUGACGUCAUCAAGGAUACAUCAACGGUUAUCAUUACAGGUGGCGCUAGUAGCAUAAACAUAACUGGCCAAACAAUCAUCAAAGAAGGGGACAGGUACGAGAUGAAUUGUUCAUGUAGACUGGCUUCAGACGGCGGAGAAAUGCAGCUCUACAUUCGACGUUACAAUACUAGUGAUUUCGUCAUGGCAACAGAAACCCCAAUAGUUACCGUUGAUGAACCUGACGAUACCUGCUACCAAUCAGUAACCAAGACCUACAACUUCUUCGCCGAGAAGAACCAGAACGGUACUGAACUCCGCUGCAUGGCGUCUAACGAUAUACUCUCUACAUAUCAAACUAGCAGUACAUUUGGCAUUACCAUUGACUUUGCAGAUUUCAUGACUACGUUUCAUUUGCAAAGGCUAGCAUGGGUACCUGAAUACGAAGACAAAAACAGCAAAGAAUACAUAUACCUCGCUUCAGAAUUAGAAAACGAUAUUGAUCAUGUUUACAAAAAGAGUGAAUUGAAAGAGAACUACAAGAGAAGCAGAGUUGUCGGACUUGAACAAGGAAGUGUUAAAGCUCAGAUCGCGAUUGAGAUAGACUUACUGUAUGUCAUCACCGAUCCUAACGGCCGUGUUAUCACCACUAAGAUCAACGAGGUUGAUAUUGUGUCAGCAUUAGUGGACACCCUCCCAUCGGUGGCGGACGAGCUACAGGAUAGUGAACUUUACCAUAUGGAUACACAGAAUAUCGCUGGCAUCAUUAUUGCAAACUCCCUGCUGCCUGCAGAUGAAUGUACGUCACUCACUGAUAUGGUGUUUCUCCUGGAUAGUUCUGGAAGUAUUGGGUCCCCAAACUUUGAAAUCAUGAAGUAUUUCAUCAAAAAUUUUACCGCGUCUGUCGCAAUAGGAAAGAAUGCACUUCAGUUUGGAGUUGUGUCGUUUUCAACCAAUGUAAGGAAUGAAUUUUGGCUUAAAGCCUUCCAGAGCCCAAGGGAUAUUGUGAACGCAGUAGAAGGAAUUACAUACAUCGGAUCAGGUACUUAUAUGGAACGAGGGUUAAUAUUUAUACGUUCGAAUGCAUUCACAGCAUCACAAGGAGCCCGCAAAAACGCUGAGAAGGUUAUAAUUCUAAUGACUGACGGACAAUCGUCAGAUGAUCCUAAUGUAGUCGCUUCUACUCUGAAAUCCGAAGGUGUCGCGAUAAUCUGUGUGGGGAUAGGAAGCAAUAUAGAUCAGGCACAGCUUAACGCCAUUGCCUACAACACUAGCUUUGUGUUCGAGGUCACAGAUUUCGACGUUCUGAUCAAUAUAAAGAAAAUCGUGCAGCAAUCUUCGUGUGAUACAGGUACGAACUAUAAUCAGUGACGAUCAGACAUGGAUAUCAAUAUUCACCGUGAAGUUAUCUAAACUUUUUUUUUCUUAGUUACAUUGUGAAUGCGAAUUAUUUUGCCGAAGUUCGGUGCAAAUAUACCUGUGUUAGUGUUAUUAACAUACAUUAAACACUCACUCUCGUUGGCCUGGUCAUUGGUAAAGAAGGAAAGCCAGCAUACAAGGAGAAAGUAACGACUGCCCACAUCCGUUCGGAGAUUUCGAAUUCGGAUCGUUUUUGUGAGAGUUCCAUCUCUCCCAGUUAACUUAGAUUAUCUGUGAUAGAUUACUGUAUGUUAUAUCAUCAAUGCUACCAUUGUGAAAUAGAAGUGAAUGGCUCCAAAAUACCACACAGAAAUAAAGGUAUCAGCUUGUGUAUCACAGGGAUAUUCUGGCAGACGACUGUUAAGUUUUGGUAAAACUCACCCCUAAAUGAUCUUUGACACGCUAGCAAGGUAUAUGGAGUAUUAUAUCUACCCGUUGCGACAAUUGUUCUCAAAUUUGUAUUUGAUUACAAUCAUUUCAUUUCCCAAUACAUGUUUUUGUUUUAACUUUGAUUUCCUAAUCUAAUAAAAAAAAUAAUGCUUUGUUUGAAUUAUAUUAUGAAAACGUAAUGAUCGCUUUGUGAUGUUUUUCGUGACAAUGGUUAUAUGAUAUAAAUAUCUAGAAACAGAAAUUAUCUUUUUAGAAAUAACUUAUUGAUCCAAGCGAUCAAGGGAACGGUUAUCAAGUAUAUUAAGGAUGCUAUCACAACAGUUAGACGAUUGAAUAGUUUACUUCAAUUCAGUUCUUGUUUUCUUGGUUUUAAGAGCUCCUCACUUUGCAACUGUAUCCGUUGCGUGAGAAGCUUAGAAACAUACAAUGUUGCUAAGGUUGUCCUUGGCAUGCAUUCACAUAAGCUUUUCGGUGAUCAUGUCUUUUGUGUUUUAUUAGAUUAAUCAUUAUAUAACUAAUAUUCAAAACGAGAAUGUCUGUCAUUGUCAUCAGUGACUUCAACAGCAAAGUUCAAAGUGAUUAAAAACCAAGACUACAAAGCGAUGAUCGAGGUAUGAUCAAUUAUAAUUAUGGUUUAAAAGGCUGAUGCGAUAUUUGAUUAUUGAUUCUGUCUGCGUAUUGAACUAGAUUAGUGUUGUUCAUGACUAAUAAACAUACUUAUACUA
Molecule: messenger RNA, 3376 nt
Organism: Pecten maximus
Lineage: Eukaryota; Metazoa; Mollusca; Bivalvia; Pectinida; Pectinidae
Exons: 11
Coding region: 132-2213 (693 amino acids)
Source: RefSeq, a predicted model, not a curated record